Messenger RNA from Dovyalis caffra, 2241 nucleotides. NCBI's taxonomy places the organism in Eukaryota, Viridiplantae, Streptophyta, Magnoliopsida, Malpighiales, Salicaceae. The record is from the annotation of a GenBank genome assembly.
AUGAGUGUGGUGGGAUUUGAUAUUGGGAACGAGAAUUGUGUGAUUGGGGUGGCAAAACAACGUAGGAUUGAUGUUUUAUUGAAUGAUGAAUCGAACCGUGAGACACCAGCUGUGGUAUCGUUUUGUGAGAAGCAGAGAUUUAUGGGUUCAGAGGGAGCUGCUUCUCUAAUUAUGAAUCCUAAAUCAACAGUUUCUGAGGUUAAGAGAUUGAUUGGGAGGAAGUUCAAAGAACUUGAGGUUCAAAAUGAUCUUAGAUUGUUUCCUUUUGAGAUUGUAGAGGGUCACGAUGGUGGUGCUUUGAUUAAGUUGCAGUAUUUGGGUGAGAUUCAUGAGUUCAGUCCAGUUCAGAUUUUGGGGAUGUUGUUUUCUCAUUUGAAACAAAUAGCUGAGAAGAGUCAUGAGAGUCCCAUUUCUGAUUGUGUUAUUGGUAUUCCAUCAUACUUCACGGAUUUGCAAAGACGUGCUUAUUUGGAUGCAGCUGCAAUUGCUGGACUGCAACCUUUGCAGUUGAUGCAUGACUGUACUGCAACUGCACUUGGGUAUGGCAUUUACAAAGAUGAUUUCUCCAAUGAAGGCCCAACUUAUGUUGUAUUUGUUGAUAUCGGUCAUUGUGACACACAGGUCUGUCUGGCAUCUUUUGAGAGUGGACAAAUGAAGAUAUUAUCACAUGCAUUUGACAGGAACCUGGGAGGGACAGACUUUGAUGAGAUUCUUUUCAGUUAUUUUGCAGCACAGUUUAAGGAGCAAUAUUUCAUUGAUGUUUCUACUAAUAUCAAGGCAUCCAUUAGGUUAAGGGCUUCAUGUGAAAAGUUGAAGAAGGUCCUGAGUGCAAAUGCAGAGGCACCACUUAAUAUAGAGUGCUUGAUGGAUGAAAAAGAUGUUAGGGGUUUUAUUAAGAGGGAAGAGUUUGAGAAGCUGUCAUCAGGUUUGGUGGAAAGGAUUAGUGUUCCCUGUCACAAGGUCCUGGCUGACUCUGGUCUGACUUUGGAAAAGAUUCAUUCAGUCGAGCUUGUUGGUUCUGGGUCUAGGAUACCGGCAAUUGCUAGAAUGUUGGCUUCUCUAUUUAAGAGAGAGCCGGGCCGGAAAAUAAAUGCAAGCGAGUGUGUGGCUCGUGGUUGCGCUCUUCAGUGUGCAAUGCUUAGCCCAACAUUUCGAGUUAGAGAAUAUCAGGUUCAAGAUUCAUUUCCUUUCUCCAUUGGAUUCUCAUCAGAUAAAGUUCCGAUUCGCACACUGUCAAAUAGCGUGCUUUUCCCGACAGGCCAGGCUUUCCCAAGUGUUAAGAUACUUACUCUUCACAGAAAUAAUAUGUUUCUGAUGGAAGCCUUCUAUGCUGAUCCAAAUGAACUGCCUUUUGGCAUAGCAUGUCAAAUCAGCAGUUUUAUGAUUGGGCCUUUUCCAAUUUAUCAAUCAGAAAUGGUGAAAGUUAAGGUUAGAGUUCAGUUAAACCUCCAUGGAAUAGUAAACCUAGAGGCAUUCAUGCUAAUUGAGGAUGGUGCUGAAGAUACGAAUGUUACUUCAGAAAAUAUGGCGGCCAAAUCUGACCAUUCACCUUCUGUCCUACCAAAUGGUGCUGAAGUUACUGAUGUUGCACAUCCAGCACCUUCAUCCAUACCAGCGGAUGUUAGGAAAGGAAAAAGUUUCAAAAGGCUUGAAAUUCCAGUUAGCGAGGAAGUCUAUGGAGGAAUGACAAAGACUGAGAUAUUAGAGGCUGAGAAGAAAGAGCUUCAGUUGGCACAACAGGACUUGAAGAUGGAGCGCAUAAAAGACAAGAAAAAUGCUUUGGAGUCUUAUGUCUACGAGAUGCGAGAUAAGAUUUGCAGUAAGUACCACAGCUUUGCAACCGAAACAGAGAGGGAUGAGAUCUCUAUAACUCUCCAAAAGACAGAGGAGUGGCUUUAUGAAGAUGGAGCAGAUGAAUCAGAAAAUAUUUAUAACCAAAAGUUAGAGGAUCUUAGAAAGCUUGUUGAUCCUGUUGAAAAUCGAUAUAAAGGAGAGGAGGCCAGAGAAAAAGCAAGAAAAGAUCUCCUAAGUCGUAUUGCAGAUUAUCGGAUGAAUGCUGGGUCACUUGCAGCUGGUGAGAGGGACGUGGUUAUAGAUGAAUGCAAUAAGGCUGAAAGAUGGCUGCAAGAUAAAAUUCAACAGCAGGACUCAUUACCAACAAAUGUUGAACCAGUGCUGUGGUCAAGCGAAAUCAAGAGAAAAGCUGAGGGUUUUGAUGCGUACUGUUCUCAUAUCCUUUGA